AUGGCCGGAUGCCAUAUGAGAUUUCCCCAAAAUGUCUUUGGGGAGCGGUUUCUAAAGUGCUCCCAAGAGGAGCUACAAGAGAAACUGCCAUCUAUGGUAAGUGUCCAGAUGGGUUGGUCCUCAGUAAAACUCAUCUCAGUCAUGGUGAUGGCUGGUAACAAGUCCGACGGUAGUCCAUGCCUCUCAAUAAGUAGACGAGUGUCUCCUUGGAGAAGCUGGGCUACCGUCAAGCGAGGCCAAGAAGAUGUGAAAGUGGUAAAACAGGCCAAUGGUGUGUCCUCUAGCCAAGUGUCGUACCAGGCACUGAUCUCGCCUCGCCCCACUCGCCAACGAAUAAGAGGCACCAUCUCCAACCAAUGUCGCUGCCAGUCUGCCCAUCAUUUGACUCCUUUGAUGUCAGCCGGCUGUCGAGCCCACUCACCAUAUUUGGCUGACACAAAAGUACCUAGCACCGAUGGUGUGGUCCUCAUCCUCCAAAUGAGUUUCUUUUGAAGCAUGUGAAGUACAUCUUGAGGGCGCCUAAUACCUAGGCCACCCUCAUCCGUAGGUCGACAUGCUUUCUCCCAAGAAACUCGGCGUUGACGACGAGGUCCCUCAAGUUGUCCAUCCCAAAGGAAGGACAUACAUAUCCGUCUAAUAGUCUGUAAGACGGUGUCUGGUACCUCAUGGACUGCCAAAAGGUGUAAUGGUAUGCUCAUGAGGACAUGGCGUAUCAACUGGAUCCGUCCUCCAGGGGAUAGAAGUUGUAACUUCCAUCCUGCUAGUUUCUUCCUUACCUUGCCCACUAGGGCGUCAAAAUAGUGUAUGCGCCUACGGCCGAGGAAGAUAGGACAUCCUAGAUAGUCAAAAGGUAAGUGUCCACGAGAGAACCCUGUUAGGCCCUGGAUGCGUCGUAUGGUCCCUAUGGGAGUAGAAGGGGCUACUAUGAAGCUACUCUUCGAGGCAUUUACGAGUUGACCUGCAGCUCGCUCAUACCUCGAGAUAAUACUCAUGAGCCCUCUAAUGGAUGUCUCACCUCCAUUGAGGAAGAGUAUCGCAUCAUCAGCAAAGAGGGAGUGUGAAAUGAUCGGGCAACCCCUCUUCGAGUAGUAUGGUCGGAUAAGUCCUUGAUUGAUCGCUCGGGUGAGGGAUCGACUGAGGACUUCUUCAACUAAGAUGAAGAGGGUGGGUGAUAGUGGAUCGCCCUGUCGUAGACCUCUCGUGGCCGUGAAGAAUGGUGUGGAGCUACCGUUCACUAAUAAAGAGAAAUGAUUCUCCCUAACACAUGCAUCGACUAAGUCAAUGAAGUCGUCGGUGAACCCAAAGCAUCUAAGAACCUUAAUGAGGAAACUCCACUCUAUCCUAUCAAAGGCCUUCUCCAUGUCUAAUUUGAUGAUGAUGUUAGAGCCUCGACAAUCAUGGCCAAGGGACUGUGCUAGUUCAUGUACUAGCAUGAUGUUAUCGUGAAUGUACCGUCCCUUGACAAAUCCACAUUGUUCUGGAGAUAUAAGUCUAUCAAAGAAACUACUCAAUCUACGUGUAACGAUCUUAGAUACAACUUUAUAACACACGUUACACAAACUGAUAGGUCGAAAGUCUCUAAAUGAGGUUGGGGUAGUCACCUUCGAUAUAAGUGCAAGGAAGGUGGCCUUCCAACUUCGUGUAAAGAGUUUACGACGAAAGAUUUCCUUGAUGGCCUGGAUGAGAUCAGUGCCAACGAUAUCCCAACAUGA
Messenger RNA from Spirodela intermedia, 1712 nucleotides. The record is from the annotation of a GenBank genome assembly. NCBI's taxonomy places the organism in Eukaryota, Viridiplantae, Streptophyta, Magnoliopsida, Alismatales, Araceae.